Exophiala mesophila is the source of this 1749-nucleotide messenger RNA. RefSeq lists its product as uncharacterized. The coding region runs from base 87 to 1574 and encodes 495 amino acids. The record is from RefSeq and is a predicted model, not a curated record. The transcript has a single exon. NCBI's taxonomy places the organism in Eukaryota, Fungi, Ascomycota, Eurotiomycetes, Chaetothyriales, Herpotrichiellaceae. Gene Ontology annotation, molecular function: aldehyde dehydrogenase (NAD+) activity.
CCUGAAGGUUGUUCUAUAUCCUUGACAAUACCAGUUCUUCAAUCGACAGCACCAUCUUGGGCUACCAAAUCCAAAAUACCGACACCAUGACACUCCCGCACGUGUCAAAUUGGGUCAAUGGCGCCCACGCUUCUUCUGCAAGCCAUCAUCUCAAAGUCAUCAAUCCCGCCACCGGUGCUGAGAUCGCCACGAUUGAUGCCACGUCGCGGGAAACAGUCGACGACAUCAUUCUCAAAUCGCUCGACACCUUCAAGAACGGGAAAUGGUCCAAAGCCGAUCCGUCAGAGCGAUAUGCCGUCCUGUCAAAAGCAGCGGUGCUCCUGCGAGCGAGGAUACCUGAAUUUGCAGAACUCGAGACUGAACAAACCGGACGACCUAUUCGUGAGAUGCGAGCACAGUUAGGUCGGAUUCCAGAAUGGUUGGAGUAUUUUGCCUCACUCGCCCGAACGCACGAGGGACGAGUCACUCCAUUCAAGGGGCCUGUCAUCAAUACAUUGACUCGAUUACCGUUGGGAGUGGUUGCUCAGAUUACACCUUGGAAUCAUCCUUUAUUGAUAGCGACCAAGAAACUCGGUGCUGCGCUGGCGGCUGGAAACGUGGUCAUCCUCAAGCCUUCAGAGAUGGCGCCUCUUUCGGUCUUGAAACUGGGUGCUCUGUUUCAAGAAGCAGGGUUGCCUGACGGAACUCUACAAAUCAUCGGUGGCUACGGCAGAGAAACUGGAAAGUAUAUCUGCGAGAACACUCAUCUUGCCAAGAUCGACUUGACGGGAGGUUUGCUGACAUACCAGGCCAUUGCCGGCAAGGCUGGGGAGAACAUGAUCCCCAUCACGGCAGAACUCGGUGGCAAGGCUCCUGUAUGUCUAUUCCCCAGCCUGGAUGUGACAUACGCCGUUAAGGCAGCCUUAUUUGCGAGUUUCAUUGCCAGUGGCCAGACCUGCGUCACAGGCUCAAGACUCCUAGUCCACAAGGACAUCUACGAGCCGUUCACCGAGUUACUAGUCAAAAGAGUCAAAGCCUUUCGUGUAGGCGACCCUAAGGACACAAAGACUCAGAUCGGGGCAGUCAUUUCUCAAGCCUCAGUGACACGAUGCACCGACUUUGUCGAGCGCGCUGCCAAAGAAGGCGGCAACGUCCUCUGCGGAGGUAAGCCCACAUCCGUCAAUGGACAAGGGUUUUUCUUCGAACCCACUAUCAUCGAGACGACCAGGGGUUCCAAUCUAUCGUGUAACGAGGUAUUUGGCCCUGUCAUUGCGUUGAUCAAGUGCGAUUCGGAAGAGGAGAUGAUUGAGGUCGCCAAUGAGACGUCCUUUGCGCUCGGUGCUUCAGUUUGGUCCAACGAUUUCAAUCAAGCACACCGUGUGGCUGAUAAGAUUGAUUCCGGAAUUGUAUGGAUCAACGGCCAUCAUUUGAACGACCCGUCUUCACCUUGGGGAGGAUGGAAGGAAAGUGGUAUGGGUAAGGAGAAUGGCAUCGAGGCUUAUGAGAGUUAUACCAAGGUCAAGAGUACGGUCAUGAACUAUGGAGUACAGCCGACUUGGUUUGAUGAUGAGAUUGAGAAUGCUCGCUAUGGUUGAGCUACGCUGAUCAUCAAGUGACGAUAAACGUGCAGAGAUCGAAUCAAGUUUGGUCACAUUUUAGGUUGUCUGAAACUGCGAUGGUCAAUCAAUGGUCUAUCUGGAUAGUUUAAUAGCCCGAAAUGAUGCCAAUGAGAGUAUCAUAGUUGGACAAGUAAACAUCAUCCAUCUUCCA